Messenger RNA from Neolamprologus brichardi, 2476 nucleotides. Its product is annotated as testis development-related protein. Gene Ontology annotation, cellular component: cytosol; nucleus. Gene Ontology annotation, biological process: spermatogenesis. Lineage: Eukaryota; Metazoa; Chordata; Actinopteri; Cichliformes; Cichlidae. The record is from RefSeq and is a predicted model, not a curated record.
UUAAGCAGUCGGAGGAGCAGGGGGAUAUGGGAGGAGCGAGCGCUUGAGCUCCAGGUGGUCGCGCAGACUGCGUAAAAACGCACGACAAACUAUUACGAAACGAAUCGCGAUCGUCACCCAGCUCCUGGCACGUCUAUGAAUGAGCCGCUAACGGAGAAAGCGGUCUCGAUUCUCGGCUAGAGAAACCACCGAAAGAGUUCAAAGGCUAGGGUGAUGCGUCGCUGAAAGAGUUAUCAAGAAAAGACGGACAAAGCGACGCAGGACAGUGCGGGGUCGACUUCAGAGUUUCUCGUACAACUUUUUUUUUUUCCUGGUCCAUUUCAGCGACAAGUGGAGAUAUGUUUAAGAAAACCAAGAGUAAAGUGCUGGUGGAUUACGCGUCAGAGGAGGACGACAUGUCCUGGCACUAUCAUCACUCCUAUAAGGACAAAGACAUACAAGGAGAGGAAGAGGAUGAGGAAGCCGUCACUGCAGUCUCCAAGGAGGCCAAAGUGAAGAAGAUCAUGUCCAAGAAAGACAGGAGGGAGAAGAAGAUGUUCUCAUCUAAAGAUGACGAGCGCUUCUUGCUGACUGGGGAGAAGCUGGCUGACCGCAAAGGGUCUCACAAGAAAAUGAAGGAUGAGGAGAAGGAGAAAGAGAAGAAGGACAAGCCAGAGAAGGCCAACUGCUUCUGGGAGAGUGUUACGAUGACGAUGAGGCAAAUCUCCCCUGCCAAAAAACUGGAGAAGAUAGAAGGUUGGGAACCACCACACUUGGAGAACUUUGCUGAGACUGCUCCUGAUGAAGCGCCGGUAGGCAAGAGCCAAAAUGGGGACGUGGCAGAGUCAUCCCCCAGCUCCCUGAGCAUCCCGGCGACGGCGUUAGAGCUCCCCUCCUGGUGUGGACGGGGUCAAGAGGAGGACUCCUCCCGCUACGCUAACCUGUUGGACUCCAAUGAUUCAACAGCUGCCGUCACGUGGACGGCCCGUGCUAAAGUCAAGCUGGCCGGCAUCAGCAGGAUGAGCAGAGGGAUUGUAUCAGAGAGUGCAAGUGUAUGGGAGGGGUUUAAAUAGCAGCACUUUAUACCUCUGUACUAUCAAUAAAUCUGACAAUCUGAACCAAAUAUUUCUUUCUAUCUAGCUCUGGACACAACCAAUGUUAAUGUCAACAUCAUGCUGACAUGUUGUAGUGAAUCAGAAUGUAAGACAAAGUAUUCUGACUGAAUUUGUGACUUUCAAAUCACAAAAACUACAACUGAACAAAGGAAAACCUUCAACUGCUGUACAUUUUUAUCUGCAAUACUCACUGGCAUGGCAAUUAGAUAAAUAAUGUUGCCAAGAAAUAAGAAAAGUGAUUUUUAUUUAAUCUUUGGGGCGUCACUGGUAGAGACUCAAUGAAGAAUAUCCUGCUGAAGACGUUUUUGUUGGCUCUCACUUCCUUCCUGUCUAUGCAGUCGCAGUAUGUGAGCAAUGAAUGUCUUAAGCCUUAACUUGUAUAUUAAUUAUGGGCUGUGCAAUCACGAAACAGCUUAUGACAUAGCAUUUACGUGUGAAAUACCCGUGUGUGUUUGAGAGUGACGGAAGAUGACUUUGUGGGAAGACAUCACGGCUCUGAGAUCUGAAUCUCUGCUGUUGUAUUGGGGCUGAUGCUGCACUUGUGCCAUAUCAGACUUAUAAUAAGGAUUUCUGAUCAACAUUCAUGUCAAAAUCUACAUUAAAACGGAGAAAACUACAUUUCCGGCAUGUAAUAAUUGAAAAGUGAUUAAAAACUCAAUGGAUUUUGUAAUAUGCUGACAAUACAUUGCAUUUUAAUCCGCAAAUGACCAACUUUGUGAUCAACUCACCAUCUUUAUGACAUGAACAUUUGUAAGAUCUCAUCUGUAGCAUCUAUCCCAUAUGAUGGCAAAGCAGCUCUGCUGGUGGUUUCAUGGAUGGAUGUUUUUAAAUCUGAUGCUGGAUAGUUGUAAUUUUGCUAAUGAUGGAAAAAGUAAAUGCCAAACUAGUACUAGGACCAUUUCUCAUGAGAAGCAGCUCUGUGCACUUGUGCCUUGUCAUUAAAAUGACAUCAUGUGUUUGCUGUAAACGACCAAUCCGCUGAGCUCAUUGAUGCACCUGUAUGUGCUCGACCACACUUCCUGUCUCCAGUUACAAACCAGUGUCUCGGGAUGCUAUAAGCUUCACCAGCAGGAGCAGCAGAAGUGUUUUUGUUUUUGUUAAUUCUUAAAUGCUGUGUGAUAUAUUAUGUAUAUUGGCUAUAACACAUACAAUGAAGAUUCUUUGUUUUUUUCCUAUGAUGAUUUUUGUUUUCGUGCUUUCCAUUGGUAUGUACUCAUCUUUUCUUCUUUUUAAAUGGGUUAUUUGUUUGAUACUGAAAUCUGCUUCAUCACAACCAGAGAUCUACACAUAUGCAGCUCCACUGGCCGGGAUGCCUGUGACUUGUAUUUAUUCACUAAAAGGCUGGGACUCAUUUUUCUCCAGAAUAAAGAUCUAGACUGACA